Messenger RNA from Lathyrus oleraceus (garden pea), 1089 nucleotides. RefSeq lists its product as uncharacterized. Lineage: Eukaryota; Viridiplantae; Streptophyta; Magnoliopsida; Fabales; Fabaceae. The transcript has 2 exons. Bases 1 to 1089 code for a protein of 362 amino acids. The record is from RefSeq and is a predicted model, not a curated record.
AUGACUUAUGACAGAAGAGGCAUUCACAAUUACAAGCUUGUGGAGUCGCGGUUGAAAGUUUUGAGAGGACUAGGGGCACGUAUGAUUCUUGAGUACAAAGAAGAGUUCAAAAAGACUUAUGGCAAUCUCCUAGGAAUUCGUAAUACUGAAGUUAACACCAUUGUUGUGCACACUCUUGUGCAAUUUUAUGAUCCUAUGUUGAGAUGUUUUACCUUUCAAUAUUAUCAGUUAGCACCUACUCUGGAAGAAUACUCUCAUAUUUUGGAGAUUGGGAUUAAGAAUCGAGUUCCUUUUGUCUGCACUAAAGAACUCCCCAAGUCUCAUAUCCUUGAUGAAGCCCUUCAUCUAGAUAAGAAGGAAGUAGAGUUGUAUCUUAAGCUUAAGGGUGGAAUUCAUUGUUUUACCUCGAAGUUUCUGGUAGAUAAGGCCACUACUUUUGCCGAUGUUGGAAGCUGGAUGGCUUUCAAUGCUGUUCUAGCUUUACUCAUCUAUGAGAUUAUAUUGUUUCCUAAUAUUGAAGACUUUGUGGAUCUGGAUGUUAUACAUAUUUUUCUAACCAAGAAUUCUAUUCCUACUAUUCUUGUUGAUACUUACUAUUCUAUCCACGUAAGGACUCGGAAGAAGAAAAGAACUAUUUACUCUAGAAGCUACGACAAUGUCAAGCUCAUCCUCAAUUGUGGUGACUUUACUAGUGUACCUCUUCUUGUUACAAAAGGUGGAAUCAACUACAAUCCGAGAUUGGCACUACGUCAGUUGGGAUACCCUAUGGUGGACAAACCUGAUUCCAAGCAUGUGGAAGAUUUUGCCUUGUAUGAAGGGGUCGAUAAUCCAGAGUUACUCAAGAAGAUUAUCAAUGCUUGGGGAGAGAUAUGUCCUAAAGAAAGAGAUGAAAUGGGUAAGAAGAACUACAUAGCCAGGGAAGCUUAUACCAGAUGGGUUAAGGAUAUGGUUAAAGAGAUAUUGUUGCCAUUUCCAUCAGAGUCGUCUAUGAGCAUCAAAACUCCCGAACUUAUUGUUAAUCAUAUCUCUGAAGUUGACAAGUUGAAGGGAAUUAUCAAGGAAUUAGAGAAAGAGAGCGCGGAUCUCUGA